Messenger RNA from Amphimedon queenslandica, 506 nucleotides. RefSeq lists its product as uncharacterized. Lineage: Eukaryota; Metazoa; Porifera; Demospongiae; Haplosclerida; Niphatidae. The record is from RefSeq and is a predicted model, not a curated record. Bases 24 to 434 code for a protein of 136 amino acids. The transcript has 3 exons.
AGUACUCUCCACCUACUUAUAUCAUGAAAAAUUUCAGGGAGCUACUUCUUGUACUAUCUAUACUGCUAAACCUUGGUCAAGGUAACAAUAAUUUAUAUUCAGGAUCAGGAGACAAUAUAACUAUUGAGGAAAGUAGUUCUUACUACACAAUGGAAACUGAAACAUCAGUUAUCCCGACAACGACCGUCACUCCAACUACUAUUAUACCUCCAGCAUAUUUUAUAAGAUUUAUAGCUAUCAUAGUAAUAAACACCAUAAUAGCUAUGGUAAUGUUGACUAUUCCCCUCUUAAUCUGCCUGUUCUGCAAAAGGAAAAUGAAAAAGAAAGCAGUGGUUGUACCAAAUCCAGAGGGAUCUAAUUCACUGACAGGUGCAGAGGAAAGAUCAUUGGCUGAAUACUUGACAAAGCCAGAAAAUGAAGUGGCAACAAACUGACAUAGUGCAAGAUUUCAAAAACAAAAUAAACAACAACUCUUGUUAUGGGCAUUUUUAAAAUUUAGUUUAUAG